Messenger RNA from Prorocentrum cordatum, 1063 nucleotides. The record is from the annotation of a GenBank genome assembly. NCBI's taxonomy places the organism in Eukaryota, Dinophyceae, Prorocentrales, Prorocentraceae.
AGGAAAAGUCCGCCUUCCUGACGACCUCCAUGAAUGCCACCUUGGACGCAGGCGAGCUGACAGCCGAAGAGCUGGAGCCGACGCUUCAGAGUCUCAAGAUGAGGCUUCAGAAGGCCAAGGUGGACGGCAAGGAGAAGUUGUUUGAGAAGCUCGAGCGCCAGAUAGGCGUUGUCAGCGCCGCUAAGCCGGUGUCUGUGCCCAUUGCCGAGAUCAAGGACAUCUUCAACUUGCAGCAGCAGUUGGACGAGGUGCAGCAGCUCCUCCUGAAGCCGCGGAAAGACCUCAGCGCGGAGGAGCGCGAGAAGGUGAAGAGCAGCCACAAGGUGCGGCUGGAGCUGGACAUCGAGGCCGCCAAGGCGCGCUGCCAGAUGUGGUUCGAGACGGCGGAGGACUUCAAGCGCCGCCUGAGCAAGGCCCUGGAGUGGUACAACGCGCACCUGGAGGAGAUCAGGCAGCAGGAGGCUGCGGCCGAGAAGGAGCGGAAGCGCUUGGAGGCCCACGCCAAGGAAGAGCAGAGAUGGAAGGAGAUCGAGGAGAAGAUCGAGCAGAAGCGCCUGGCUGCCUUGGAGGCAGAGAAAGAUCUUACUCCGUCUGCCAAGAAGGUUGCGCAGCAGUCGAAGUCAAAGGUGAAGAAGGUGGUGGGAACGAAAGUCCACCGCUGCGAUGCAUCCCGGCGUCGAACGCGAGGACUCGUGUUUUUCGCGAGAUGGUGCAGUCAACCCGCGUAUUAAGAACAAGCGACGUUCCAAGGUUAUCUUUGCAUUUUCCCCCAUUUCGGCUGAUCCUUGCCCGCUUUCGCUGGCCGCGCCCCGCUUGCAAAGUGUAGACAUGGCCUUCAAGGCCCACGUAUCCUCAUCGUGCGUCCUUCUAAUACGGGUUGACUGGCCCCGAAGGCGCGGGCCCACAACGCACCUAUGUUGUCCACGGCUUCCGUCCUGGCUGUGGGAGCUCGGAUCUCCGCCGUGCUGUCGCGGCCCUCCGCCGCCCCCCCAGCAGCGGAGCGAACGCAGUUUUGGGGGUGGCGUGGCGCCGCUGUCGAGCCGAACGUGUCGCGCGCGCUUUC